Camelina sativa (false flax) is the source of this 2478-nucleotide messenger RNA. RefSeq names its product COBRA-like protein 8. Gene Ontology annotation, biological process: cellulose microfibril organization. NCBI's taxonomy places the organism in Eukaryota, Viridiplantae, Streptophyta, Magnoliopsida, Brassicales, Brassicaceae. Gene Ontology annotation, cellular component: membrane. The record is from RefSeq and is a predicted model, not a curated record.
UAACUAUACCCGAGUUGCACUUUUGAUUGAUUAGAAAAAUACAUGGUUCAUCUUGUAAUUUUUUUAACUUAGUCUCGUUUGUGUAACCCUUUUUUAUUUACUUAAACAAGAAAACAUGUGACUAUGAGACCAAACCAAGCAAGCAAGUUUCAACGCGCACAUAACUCUCUUUUCAUUACAGCGUCUAAACUGUUCUGUUCUUUCACGCGGUCUUCAUCUCUUCAUCAUAUAAAAGCUCUGAUUAAUUUCUACUUUUUUCAUUUUCGAAUUUUCUCAAGAAAAAGAGGUUUUUGUGAGUAAAGAGAGAUCAAGACUCAUCAUGGGUUUGUGGAUCCUGUUGUUAUCUCUCUUCACGGCGAUCUCACUAACGUCGUCUCAGCCCCAAGCUCCUCCACCGCUUUCUCCAGACGCCAAUCUCUGCAACGGCGUGUUCGUUUCCUACGUUUACUCAACCGGCACCAAGAUUAAACCGAACGACACGAAGAACCAGCCGUACCGGUUCGAGUCAGCGAUCACGGUGCUCAACAACGGACGCGACGAGCUUAAAUCGUGGCGUGUCUUCGUCAAAUUCGCCCACCGCGAGAUUCUCGUUUCGGCCACCAACGCCGUUCUCUCCGACGGUUCUAGCCUCCCUGUUAGCGUCGAGAACGGGACGAUCUUCUCCGGGUUUCCUUCGGCGGAUUUGAAGUCGGCUAUUAUGACGGCGGGUGACGUCACUCAGAUGGAAGCACGUGUUGAGCUCGUUGGUACUCAGUUUGGAGUUGCGCCGCCGAGAGUUCCGCUUCCGAAAAACAUCACUCUUGUUAAUGAUGGCUGGUCUUGUCCCAAACCUACUCAACGAGGUUGGAAUGUUCUGGAAGUAUGUUGCACGCCAAAUCCGAACAUUACAACAGCCAAGAUUGUUGAAAAGUUCCUUCCUAGGCAAGAGGGAGAUCUAACCAUAAUGUACGAUGUGACCAGAGCGUAUCAGUCGAGUUACUAUGCGCAGGUAACGAUCGAGAAUCAUAACCCGCUUGGUCGGCUUGACAAUUGGGAUCUGAGUUUCGCGUGGAUGAAAGAUGAGUUUAUCUUCUCAACCAGAGGAGCUUACCCGAGUGUUGUCGAUUCAUCGGAUUGCAUCAGUGGUCCGCAAUCAAAAUACUAUGGACAAAUUGACUUCUCCAACGUUUUGAGCUGUGCAAGAAGGCCACAUAUCAUAGACCUCCCUCUCACUAAAUACAACGAUUCAGAUAUGGGACGUAUCCCAUUUUGCUGCAGAAACGGGACGAUUCUGCCACGGUCCAUGGAUCCAGAGAAGUCCAAAUCAGUUUUUCAAAUGCAAGUUUACAAAAUGCCUCCGGAUCUCAACAUCUCAGCUAUAACGCCUCCACAGAACUGGCAGAUUAAAGGUAACCUUAACCCUGAUUACAAAUGUGGUCCUCCUGUCCGAGUCAGCUCAAGCCAGUUCCCUGAUCCAAGCGGUUUGCCUUCAAACAAAACUGCAUUUGCUAGCUGGCAAGUCGUCUGUAACAUCAGUCAACCAGCUACUCCUAAAUGCUGCGUCUCAUUCUCUUCUUACUUCAAUGACUCGAUCAUCCCUUGUAAAACUUGCGCUUGUGGAGGUUGUUCUAGCAACAGAGUGGCGCGUACUUGCAGUGCAACCUCUCCAGCUCUACUUCUUCCACCUCAGGCUCUUCUAAUCCCGUUUGAGAACCGAACCACACUUGCCACUGCUUGGGCAGCUAUAAAACGACGCAAGCUCCCGAACCCUUUGCCUUGUGGAGAUAACUGUGGAGUCAGCAUAAACUGGCAUCUAGCUACAGACUAUCGAGGAGGAUGGACUGCUCGAGUCACACUCUUCAACUGGGGGGAAACUGAUUUUGCAGAUUGGUUUACAGCGGUUGAACUGAAAAAAGCUGUACCGGGUUUUCAGAAAGCUUACUCCUUCAAUGGAACUACCAUAGCUAUCAACGGCAAGAACAGCACUGUUUUAAUGGAAGGGCUUCCUGGACUGAACUAUCUUAUGGCAGAGAGUGACGGGAAGGACCCGGAUAAGGACUUUAGGGUACCAGGGAAACAGCAGUCUGUUUUGUCCUUCACCAAGAAAGGAACUCCUGGAAUCAAAGUUCAUUCAGGAGAUGGGUUUCCGACCAAAGUGUACUUCAACGGCCAGGAAUGUUCACUCCCUUCUGUACUACCCACGAACAACAGUCAAAGGAGACAUGUGUCCACUUCUCUUCUCAUGGUGUUACCAUUUUUGGCUCUAAUGUUUCUGCGGAUUUAAAAAGUUCCAUUGAGGAGCUUCACCAUUUAGCUGGACAAUACACAGGUUUCUUGAUUCUUUCUAACCAGAUAUGUUACAAAAAUAGUCAGUUGUGCUUUGUGCAGCGUGUGAUUCUUGAAUCUCUUAUGAUCAGAUUUUGCUAAUCAGUAUGUAUACACAUUGAAUAGACAAACUCCUUGUGCUUUAAUAAUAUCUUUAGUCCGGCUUUAAGUCUU